AGACUAAAGCCCAAGCGCUGCGAUUGUCUUCUAGUUGACGAAGUUUUUUGUUUGUCACGGUCAACAUACUUGUCCGCGAUCAUCCAUAUUGGCGAAAGAAAUGGAGCAUUUAGCUGAGAAUGAGAUUGAGGUCGCAAUACAAGAAGAUUUCCCUGACGCUGCGGCAGCCGCCGCCAAUGCUGCGGCCGUGAAGAAGGCGGACGACGCCAGCUUGAAGAAACGAAUGCGAAUUGUCACCGAAGCUAUCGUGAAAAUGGUAUGCCCAUUUUUUCUCGCAGCCUGCGUCUCACUGUCUAAACUGGACAUGGGAGAUCAGCCCGGAGUACGAGACAGCUUGUCACCCCUGGCGGGCUGCACUCUCGCCUCCGGCAUACUCUCACUUUUACCCCUCACCUUCCCAAAUUGGUUCCCGGACAAACUGUUUGAAUUCUCCAUGUUCUUCAUCCACCUUUGUGGUGUUCUCCUUAUGGUCCUUGCCUUCCUCACCCUAUUCCUUGUCGUGGAGGAAUACGCCGCCUUGUUGGUUCUUGUUGGUGUCAGUGUGAUGUUCACCAUAAAUUGGGCUCGCCGUACCGUCCUUAAUGGAUACGAGCGCGGUGCAACGGUGGUAUAUGAGAAAUUUCUAGACGACCUUGAGAACUCGGUCGAUCUCUCGGCUGCCAUCACUUUCCUUCUAUUCUUAGGGUUGGGAGGCUUGGUGUUAGGGGGACAGUACAACACCAUACAACUGAGAAAAGGCAGCCUUGCUGAGGAGGAUAAAGAGAUGCUGCAGCUCCUUUUUCACACGAUCUGGUUGAGCUUCUUCAUUUGCAUAGCUGGCGUAUUUUUCAUGCUGGUGUGCAUGGUGCCUCCGGUGACCAACGGCAGACGUGAGGGUAUUUGCCACAUCAUCGAAGGAUUGAACUACUUCUUCUGCGGCGCCUUAACUUUGAUUGUGCUGCUGAUCACACUUGGGACGCUGAGAAAACUGUGGGUGGUUGCCUUUGCGAUUGUGCUAUCAGCAAUUCCAUUUAUAGUAUGGGGAGUUCUUGCUUUUCCCGGUGGUGCCAUAGGAGAAGGGGAUGAAGAUAUUAAGCCGGCGUCACUGGAUCUGGCUAAAGUCACUUUUACGGGCUUCUUGGCUAUCUCGAUAUAUACCAUCAGUGAGAACAGCCCAGUCAGCAUCCGCGAGUCUUCCUCCUGGUUCAUAUUCUUCACUGCAAUAGCUGUCAAUAAUAGCCUUGGGUGGAGGCUCCUCACACACCAGAAGAAACCGUCAGCAGCAAGGUUCACAGCUGCUAAUGUUGCUUCUCUCGGCGCUCAUAUAUGCAUCGCUGCUGCUGUUAUCCCGUUCGCAUGCAUGGCUUUCGGUGCAUUCCGGGAAAUUGCUACCACCGCUCAAAGUCCUAUUCCGUGAUGCCUACGGCUCAUAUGAUGCAAAUCUCAUUUGGAAACUCUAGCUAAUCCUGUUGUUAUUGCCUCACACUGAUGAGGCCAGCAUCCCUUUUACCGUGUAUUUGUAUGGCACCUGGUAUCAUCUAAUUAAUAGGAGUAUAUUUUUAUAUAUCUGUAUCUACUAUCUAUCUAUUUUACCUCUGUUUUGGAAUAUAAGCAUUUAUACAAAC
Molecule: messenger RNA, 1604 nt
Organism: Lolium perenne
Lineage: Eukaryota; Viridiplantae; Streptophyta; Magnoliopsida; Poales; Poaceae
Source: RefSeq, a predicted model, not a curated record